ACUAGGUAUUAGCCGUUAGCUUGCUGGCUAGCUCGUCACAGCGCCUUCUUGGAGAGAGGGAGUUAGUCUCGACAGUUCACCGAGAUAAACCAGAUGUCGACACAUCUGAAGUAAUUUAUGUGUUUCCUCUGUGGGCUAUGUGCCGUCCUGCAGUCCUUUCGGUACUUUUAUUUAGCGAAUCGCUCCAGUUUUGUGUCGUUUUAAGUUGAAUAUCCUAUCUCCUGCGCUGAGCUAUGCGGCUGGCCUGCUGAGAUUCCAGGUCCUUGAUCACUGAAUGAGGUCUGGUAUUCUCUUGGUCCAGUCCUCUGUGUGGAGUUGAGAUGGGCCAGCAGAUUUCUGGCCAGGCAGUGAUGAGCAAACUGCCUGAGAAGCUCAUCAAACAUGCGGGACUCGUUCGGGACAGUGGCUACCUAACUUACGAUGAGUUCUUGGGCCGGGUCGCAGAGCUUAAUGAGGUCACUGCCAGGCUGGCGGCUGGCCAACAGAAGCAUCUCCUAUUUGAGGUGCAGCCGGGAUCCGACACUUCUGCGCUGUGGAAGGUGGUAGUGAGGGUCGUGUGCACGAAGAUCAAUAAAGAGGACGGUAUGGUAGAGGCCUCGCGCAUCAUGAACCUAUACCAGUUCAUCCAGCUUUACAAGGACAUCACCAGCCAGGCUGCGGAAGUGUUGGCGGGGGAGGGGUCAGCUGAGCACGCGUUGGGACAGCCUCCCACAGCAGACUCCUGCCGCGCCAGCAUGUGGAUGUGCAGGGUGAAGCAGCUUACUGAUGAAGAGGAGUGUUGUAUCUGCAUGGAUGGGAAAGCCGACCUUAUCCUGCCCUGUGCACACAGCUUCUGUCAGAAAUGCAUCGACAAGUGGAGUGGCCAGAGUCGAAACUGCCCCAUCUGUCGUAUUCAGGUGACUGCUGCCAAUGAAUCCUGGGUAAUGUCUGAUGCCCCUACAGAGGAGGACAUGGCCAGCUACAUCCUCAACCUAGCUGACGAGGCUGGUCACCCCCACAGACCUUAAACUCCAGAAAUGUCAUAUUCAAACACAUUUCACACAUUUCCUUUACUACACUGGUUUCCUGAUUGUUAAAGGCUAUUUUAAAUGAUGAAUUGUGUGAUGCGUAUCCUCUUAUGUUCUCCUUUUUGCAUUCAUUCCUGGCAAUAACCACAUAUAUUUAUGUAGUGUUUUCUAAUGUGCUUAACCUACUGAUUUCUCAGCCUAUGAAAUGACAUCACAGUAUUUAGCUGCUCAACUUUUGAUUUCUUGUGUACUGUUUCACUGUGUCAUUUUUCACUUUUUUUUAGUUUAAUGCAUUAUUGCACUUAAUCUGCCAAUUGCUAUGUAGAGGAAUUAAAAUGAGGGGAAAAUAAAUUAAGAUGUGGCUCCGUUCUCUACUAACACAGUGCAAUUUGUGACUCAUUGAUAAUUCUCCAUUUAAAGGAAUACCACCUUGUCUUUAUAAUUCUCAAAUGAGUUUGAAGUAAUGAGCACUAGUGUCCGUAUAUGUGUACACACACACACACACACACACACACACACACACGGUAUCUGAAUAAUACUUAUAAAAGGUGUCCUUGCAUAAUUGAAGUGCUACCGUUUGCUAUGUACCAUGCAUAAAGCACUAUUUGUCUUGUUCAUGCAGGGUUACCAGUGUGAUUAUAUGGCUCAAAUCAUAACGCAGUCGUGCUUCUGGAAAACGUCACUCGAUGCAUCACUUACUGGUUACUAAGGGAAGUGUAGAACUGGCAUUUUAUCAAGAAAAAUCUAAAUUGUGCUCAACUGAUUAGUCUAUGAAAUUAUUCUAUUUAAAAAUGUGAUUGUCACUGGUUGGUGAAGGGUUUCCUUAUAUAUUGUUUGUUGCUCAAAUGUUUAUAGUAGUGAGUUAAUUUUGUAAAUACACAAGUGAUUGAACAUGUUUGUUGUGUGACCAGUGAUAUUAAUAGUAAUUAUUAGCUUAUAAAUAUACAAGAUCUAUAUUUUUUGACAUGAGAUCAUAACCUAUUAUUAAUCUAGAAUUUUUAAAUGUAUAAGUAGACAGUCUAUACUGUACUUUUUGUUUUGUUGUUAACCUGUCCGUCCAUCAGGUUUCAGUAUUGAGCUGCAUUAAUAAAGGUAUCACUUUUAUAAUUCA
Messenger RNA from Electrophorus electricus (electric eel), 2118 nucleotides. Lineage: Eukaryota; Metazoa; Chordata; Actinopteri; Gymnotiformes; Gymnotidae. The record is from RefSeq and is a predicted model, not a curated record.